UUUUUAAAAAAAAAAAAGAGUAUGUUUCGACAUCCAUAUCCUAUCGGCUACAAGGCAGAGAAGUAUGUCUUUCGAGAGCGAUAUAUGAUGGAGAUCCAGGAAGGACCCGAAGGCCCCUUAUUCAUUGUCGAGUCUGCUAGCGGUAAACGGUUUGAAGGGACAUCUCCUACGUUACCGUGGACCAAGGCAUGUUUGGCAAGUCACUCCAAAGGUACACGAAUCAGUGGACCUCUCUUCUUCGGGUUCUCUGAUCCAAUCACCCAAAAAUUGAUCGAAGAGCUAGAUGGAUAUGAGGAU
Lobosporangium transversale is the source of this 297-nucleotide messenger RNA. RefSeq lists its product as hypothetical. Gene Ontology annotation, cellular component: nucleus. The annotation marks the transcript as partial. The record is from RefSeq and is a predicted model, not a curated record. NCBI's taxonomy places the organism in Eukaryota, Fungi, Mortierellomycota, Mortierellomycetes, Mortierellales, Mortierellaceae. The transcript has a single exon.